CGACGGUGUCUAGAACAGCAGCAUGUGUUACCGAGAAACCACCGUGUAGCUACAGGGGAGGCCGCACGCCGUCUCUAAGCUCUGUUGCCCGCGUCACAACGACCAAAACCACUGGGCAGACCGAGACAAACCGAAAGAAACACCUUCGAGGCUUGAGACUAGACCAGAAACGCAACACAUGACUUACGUUUCCGUUACUGCUGAAUCGGUUUUGGUGGCGGUAUCUUCAGACUAACACCACCCACCGUGUGGAAAUCGAAACCUAUCAGUAGAAUAAAGGCGUAACUUAUAAAGGACUCAAACUCUCAAUAAGGGCUCAGAGAGACUUCCUGCAACCCAGCAAAACUUCCAUUUCGGACGAUGGCGUUCAGUCAGCAGUCCCCUUUCUACAACCCAAAUAUCCCCUUCACUGGAUCAAUCCAUGGCGGUCUGCAAGAGGGGAAGAUAAUCACCAUCACUGGACGAGUCCUGCCUUUAGCCGACAGGUUCUGUGUGAAUUUGCAGUGUGGUUCCAGGACCAAUGCAGACAUUGCCCUCCAUAUCAACCCGCGGUAUGACAGUCUCCCUAUAUAUGUGGUUACCAACACAUGCCACUCUGGCAGCUGGGGCAAAGAAGAGAGGAAGUAUGAAUCUCCGUUCCCUGCUGGCUCUCCCUUCAGCCUGCUCAUCACAGUCACCCGUGAUUUCUUCCAGAUAAGUGUAAAUGGCUGCCACUUUAUGGAGUACAAACAUCGUAUUCCAUUCCACCCGGUGGACACCAUCUCAGUAGCAGGGAAAGUAGAAAUUUCCUGCAUUGCCUUCCAGAACUCUAUGGCAUUUCCUGCUCAGCCUGCAUUUGCUUCACAAGUAGCCUAUCCCGCCUCGGCUGCCUUCCCCUCCUCUUCCCCAUUUCCUCCUACGCCUGGAUUCCCGGUGCAGCCCGGAUUCCCGGUGCAGCCUGGAUUCCCGGUGCAGCCUGGAUUCCCGGUGCAGCCUGGAUUCCCAUCUCAGCCACAGUUUCCUCCUGCAAUGCCUACUGUUCCAUACAAGAGCAUCAUCAGUGGUGGACUCAGACCUGGCAGGACCAUCACUAUCCAGGGGACUGUUCACCCCAAUGCCCAAAGGUUCCAUGUGAAUCUUGGCUAUAAAUCUGGCAUUGCUCUGCAUUACAAUCCACGUUUCAAUGAGAACGCUGUGGUUCGAAACACCAAGCAGAGGGGGCAGUGGAACACUGAGGAGCGGGAUGGAGGGAUGCCAUUCCACCAAAGCCAGCCUUUCACGUUGACCAUCUUUUGUGAGCAUCACUCCUUCAGGAUUGUGGCCAAUGGGAUGCAGGCACACACCUACAAGUAUCGUAUCACUCCACUCCAACAUAUUACAACCCUAGAGAUUGACGGUGACAUCAGUCUGACCUCUGUGGUGGUGUAGUGAUCCAGGACCUUUGGCUGGUGUUGACAUCUUACACACAGUCCCCACAAUUAUUGCAUUUUUCAUUUAAUUCAUAUUUGAUUGCUCCUGGUAUUUACUGGGUACGGCAUAUUCACCUCCUGCAUAUUCAUACUACAACUAAGCAUUUCAAUUUUUAUAUUAUUAUAUGUUGUACAUUUCCUGAGCACAUUGGUUCCUAAAGGAUACAUUCACUUACAGUUUAUAAAGUCAAUUUCAAUCUCGUUAAAUUCAUUAGUCCUGGGUUUGUCCACUGUCAUACUGUGCGAUGUGGGUAAAUAGUCACUGAAGUGGAAGGAGACAAGACAAGUUGGGAAAAAGUAGUUACACCAAAGCAGCAAAUUACAUUAUGCAAGCCCAUAAUUACACCUCAAUUCACUGAACAUCAGACGGAAAGCAGCUAUGAAAGUGAAAAUGACCAACAGUGGAUUUGUCACUGAGAUUUAUGAGUUUCUAAAAAAUCACACUGCUGUACAUUACAAUUGCCUCUUAAUUGUGUAAUAAUUAAUGCUUUGUGAAACAUUGAAAUUAAAAAUGUUGU
Messenger RNA from Xiphias gladius (swordfish), 1966 nucleotides. Its product is annotated as galectin-9-like. The record is from RefSeq and is a predicted model, not a curated record. The transcript is spliced from 8 exons. Gene Ontology annotation, cellular component: nucleus; cytosol. Gene Ontology annotation, molecular function: carbohydrate binding; galactoside binding. Gene Ontology annotation, biological process: negative regulation of CD4-positive, alpha-beta T cell proliferation; positive regulation of gene expression; negative regulation of type II interferon production. Lineage: Eukaryota; Metazoa; Chordata; Actinopteri; Istiophoriformes; Xiphiidae. The coding region runs from base 361 to 1407 and encodes 348 amino acids.